This is a messenger RNA of Cydia pomonella (codling moth), 2225 nucleotides long. RefSeq lists its product as uncharacterized. The coding region runs from base 977 to 1717 and encodes 246 amino acids. The record is from RefSeq and is a predicted model, not a curated record. The transcript has a single exon. NCBI's taxonomy places the organism in Eukaryota, Metazoa, Arthropoda, Insecta, Lepidoptera, Tortricidae.
UUGGUGUUUAUAUUAGAAGUUUACUUUGCAAUGUAUUUUUACCCGUAUGGUAUGUUUUUUCCACAUACCUAUCUAAUUCGCGUAAGAAUAGCAAAAUAUUAUAAAAUAAAGGUACACAUAUAUUUUAUAGUUACUGAAUAUAGCAAUACAUUUUAAGACGGAAGAAUAGCUUUUUGAAUCUAACGAAAUAACGCUAAUUUUUGUAUUAAAUUCCAUUUCGGGAGAAAACGUUUUCCACUAACUAAAUCUUAACAAAUCACUUUGAUUUUGAUGUCGAUCGCUUCAGCAUAAUAUAUUCUAAGUUUAUAGGUUUCGCUUUAAAAAAAUAAAAAUAAAAGAAUAAUAAAAAAAUAUGGGGAAAGGAACAUGUUUAGAAGUGGAAAAACGUUCUCCUCCCCUCCUCUCCUCGUUCUCGUUCCCUGCCAGAUAAGAUGUCAAAACUGACAUCUAUUUUGUCAAUUGAAAUGUAAAAACUGAAUGACAUUAUAUGUCAAAACCUUACAUCUUAUUGGCAUGAAACCAUAGAUAAACCAUAUAUUUUACUUACGUAAUAAAGUAAGGACGCUAAGCACAAAGAAUUUCGUACGUUCACACGUCAUUUCCUAUCUCUAUCGGACACGCAUGAUUAUAUUGCUGUCCAUCUCGCACAGCGUCAUUGACCGCCGGUAUCACGGGACAGACAUAAUUACGCGCGUGCGAUAGAGUUAGCGUCCAUACCAUAUAUUGCAUUUCAUUACACUUCGCGGAGUGUAAUACACCCAUUCGGGGGUAGGCCGAAAAAACAUAAGCACAUAUCAUCUUGUAUUAAUUUUUAUUUUAAAUAGUAAAAGUAUUUUAUGUGGUGUAAAUCAUAUAUAUAAUUAAUGACUAGGUGAUAGCCACUACCUACCAGCAGUUCUCUUCACUUAAUUCACUCUUCUUCCUUAAUUAACACUGUUUCCUGUUUUGCUGACUGUCACUUCACCACUACACAACAAUGGAGGGCAUCCAGAAGUCCAUAGCAGAGUUAGCGGAGUCUUUCAACACUACAAUGGCAGACUUUCAGAGCCAAAUUGACAAGGCUACUCCGGAGAGUCCAACAGUGUCAUCUGUUGCCACGCAGUUCAGUGCUUUCCGAGCGUUUACACUUAAGGCUAUAGAGUCACUGCAGCAACAGGUUGAGCUGCUGGACCAGCAUAUGGACAGUAUGGAGAUGCGGUCGAGGCGCAAGAUCCUCCUAAUUCACGGGGUGGCAGAGGCUACUAAUGAAGACACUUCAGCACGGGUUGUGGAUUUACUGAAGAUGCAUCUAAAGGCCGACUUGACCACCGACAAGAUUUCCCGCAGCCAUCGUAUGGGACGCCCGCGCAGCAAUAAGACCAGGUGCAUUCUCGUUAAAUUUAGAGAUAUAUCUGACCGCAAUGCUACCUGGUCUGCAAAAACUGCACUGAAAGGGACUGGCGUCAUCAUCUCAGAGUUCCUGACCAAGCCACGGCACGAGGUAUUCAUGGCGGCCAGGGAGCGCUUCGGAGUCCGCAACUGCUACACACGAGAAGGCAGUGUAUUCGUCUUGGUCAAGGAUGGGGAUCGUCGCUGCGUAACUUGCCGAGCCGACCUCGAUAAGAUUCAGGUACCACCGCCUGCGCCUGCGCCUGUCGCUGGUGCUGUCAGUUCGGCUGGAGCGGCAGUUGAUCAACAGUUGACCAAAAGGACGAGAAAACAGAUAGCUCGUUCUUGAUUUGACUUUGAGUUAUUUAUUUAAUACUUAAUUUUUGACCUUGUUUGUAACUUCUGCAUUUAGCUGUUUAAUACGUUGCAAUAUACCCUCUUUUUUAUAUAAUAUAAAGCGUUCUCUUCGGUCGGUUAAUAUCUACUUAGUUGUAAUAAAUGUGGGUUGCGAUAAAACUGAUAAAAUAUAUUCUCAAACUGACAGUCAGUCACUUGACGUCUGUCAUUGAUGGCACUUUUCAGUGUUGUCAGUAUUGCAUUUUGCGUUUCGUAUUUGCACUCACUAAUUUUUAUCUGUGAUUUGGUACUGCUGGCGGGUAGUCAGAAUUUUGUGUUAUAGUUAUUUUAGUGUUAUUUUUAUAACUAUAUAUAAAUAAUUGUUUUCAUAUAUAUAUAUUUAUAUUUAUUUAAAGGCAAUGUCUUGUUUAACUAAUAGCGAUCUAAGCGAUCUCAGUGAUUUUGUCUCGGCUUCGUCUAAUGAUAGUUUUCAUAGUCUCCCUCUCCCUCUACACGACCAA